AGAGAAUAUCAGGCGAAUGACAAGUACCGGUACAGCACAGUAAUACGGAGUCCUCCGUAUUACGUAGAACUUAGGCGUACUCUGCCCCACGCAAGUGGAAGAUUUCUCUGUCCUUUUAGGAGCGGCUGGUCGGCCGGCAAAUUCCAUUCUUCUCAGCUGCUCUCUGCCUCCGGCCGACCUUCCUCCUUCUCUGAUCGCAGGAAGAAGGCAGCUCCGCCUCUCACCGCUUUCUUUCCAUUUCUCCACGAACUAUUUCCUUGCUCGGAAAGAGCCACUUUCCGAUCAUAUAUAGAUUACAGAAAACCACAGAUAGGAAGCGUAUAGGUCGAAUUUUUUAGUAUAGAAAGCUCUGUAUUGAAGAUUUGUGAUGGGAUUCAUUUCGGGUAAGGAAACUAGUAGUGGCUGCGGUGACGGUGCCGGUUUGGCUGGUGGAUUGAGAUGCAUCGCGAGGAGGAAGCGGGUUGAUUCUGCAGCUUCCGGCCAUUCAAAGUCUCCCUCUACUUCAAAGUCUUCUGGGAAUGGCAGAGAUCCUCAGUUGGCUAAGGCUUUGAGUGUCCCUCAUCUCAUUGCUAUAGGUGUUGGUUCAACAAUAGGUGCAGGGGUAUAUAUUCUAGUUGGAACAGUUGCUAGAGAGCAUUCUGGACCAGCCCUUGCCUUUUCCUUUUUGAUAGCAGGGAUAGCAGCUGCUCUCUCUGCCUUCUGCUAUGCUGAACUUUCUAGUAGAUGUCCUUCAGCUGGGAGUGCAUACCAUUAUUCUUACAUAUGCAUCGGUGAAGGAGUUGCCUGGUUGGUUGGAUGGGGGCUGAUAUUGGAAUACACGAUUGGUGGUUCGGCUGUAGCACGUGGCAUAUCUCCUAAUCUGGCACUACUCUUUGGAAGUGAAGGCAGUCUCCCAGUCUUUUUAGCUCGUCACACAAUCCCUGGGAUUAACAUUGUGGUGGACCCAUGUGCAGCAUUUCUAGUCUGUAUUGUGACUGGUCUUCUGUGUCUGGGAAUCAAGGAGAGUACAUUGGUGCAAGGAUUUGUCACAACGGCUAACAUAUGUGCCAUGAUUUUUGUUGUUGUUGUUGGGGGAUAUCUCGGAUUUAAAACUGGGUGGCCUGGUUAUGAUCUUCCUGUUGGCUAUUUCCCAUUUGGAGUUGAUGGAAUGCUUGCGGGGGCUUCAACUGUCUUCUUUGCUUACAUUGGCUUUGAUUCAGUUGCUAGCACAGCCGAGGAGGUGAAGAAUCCUCAACGUGAUUUGCCAAUGGGGAUUGGUUUGGCUUUGUCAAUAUGUUGCACCUUGUAUAUGUUAGUGUCAGCUGUAAUUGUAGGUUUAGUCCCCUACUAUGCUAUGGAUCCGGAUACCCCAAUCUCCUCUGCUUUUCAAAACCAUGGAAUCAAAUGGGCAGCCUAUGUUGUAACAAUUGGAGCAUGUACUGCUUUGUGCUCUACAUUGAUGGGUUCUCUCUUACCUCAGCCACGAAUACUUAUGGCAAUGGCAAGGGAUGGGUUGCUUCCAUCAUUCUUUUCAGAUGUGAACAAAAAUACUCAAGUUCCUCUGAAGAGCACCUUAGUAACUGGUUUGUUUGCUGGAACCUUGGCAUUUGUAAUGGACGUUGACCAGUUGUCUGGAAUGGUAAGUGUUGGUACACUUCUCGCAUUCACAAUGGUUGCAAUUUCUGUCCUCGUACUACGUUACGUUCCACCAGAUGAGGUUCCCCUUCCAUCAUCUUUUCAGGACGCAAUAGAUUCAGUAAGUUUGCACUAUAAUAGUGUGAAUGUUGAUGUUAAGAGUAUCAGAACAGAUAUUAUUGCCUCAGAUGAGGCCAUUCCACUGUUACUGAAGGCACCCUUUGCGCAUCCUCUUCUAGAGAAAGCAGCAGCACAACUUAGCAUUUUAGUAAACCAAAGGAGGAAAAUUGCUGGAUGGACCAUCAUGGUCACGUGUCUUGGGGUGCUUGUACUUACUUCUGCUGCUUCGACUGUUGGCAUGCCAAAUUCUGUGAGGUUUACAUUUUCUGGGAUUGGCGGCUUACUAGUACUCUCGGGUCUUGUUGUGCUUAUGAGCAUAGAACAAGAUGUAGCCCGCCACAGCUUUGGACAUUCAGGAGGAUUUGUUUGCCCAUGUGUUCCACUUCUGCCAAUUCUCUCCAUUCUCAUCAAUGUAUACCUGCUGAUAAAUCUUGGUGCUGCAACAUGGGCUCGAGUUGGAAUAUGGCUGUUAAUUGGUAUAUCCAUAUAUGUUCUCUAUGGCCGAAACCACAGCAGGCUGCAAGAUGCCGUUUAUGUACCGGCAGGUCAUGUUGAUGAAAUUUACCAGAGCUCAUCACAAACUCUA
Cuscuta europaea is the source of this 2320-nucleotide messenger RNA. The record is from the annotation of a GenBank genome assembly. Lineage: Eukaryota; Viridiplantae; Streptophyta; Magnoliopsida; Solanales; Convolvulaceae.